AUGUUAAACGGGUCAUGGUUAGCGGAUCCUUCUUCCUUGAAUACCUUUGUUCUUACAGUUUAUGCCGAUUUGAAAAACUUCCAUUUUCAUUACUGGAACUGCGUACCAGCUGCAAUUUAUCCUCGAAAUGUUUGGCAAAUUGAAAAGCCUUCUGUUUAUUCUUCAUCUACUUUAAUUAAUGAAUACCUCAAAAAAAAUGGCAACAAGCCUUUUGUUCUGAUCAACAACCUUCCCAACUCACUUGCUGUUAUUGCCUCAUUAGAUUUAAUUUCCACUGAUUAUGUUAUUGUGUUUCCCGAUCCAUCCACGAAAUGCGAUUGUCCUGGAUGGCCACUUAGAAACUUUGUUGCAGCUUUGGCUUAUACCAGGCAGGAUAUCAGUAAUACAAAAAUUCUUUGUUACCGGACAGGUGAACAAGUAAAGAGUGUUAUUAUUCAAAUAGCAUGGAGUCUAAAUGAAGACGAUUCAUUGAAAGAAAACAUUAGUAUAGUCGGUUGGGAUCGAAAUAUUAGUGGCCAGCUGGCAUCAAGAUUCAUGGAUCUCUCUACUACUAUGGAUCCUAUUCAGUCUGUCUUUUGCGUUUAUCUAUUGAUGAAAGAAAACGUUGAAUUGAAUCUUCGCUUAAUGAAAUGGCGAUUGGUGCCAGAAAUCAAUCUUCAGUGUUAUGGUGAUUUAAAAUGUUUGAUCCUUGGUUCUGGUACGUUGGGCUGCAAUAUAGCUCGAGGACUUAUCGGAUGGGGUGUGCAGAAUAUUACUUUCGUUGAUUGUAAUUUGGUAUCAUAUAGUAAUCCAGUCAGGCAAACAUUAUUCGAAUUCUCUGAUGCUGAAAAUGGGAAAUCAAAAGCUAAAGCUGCAAGCGAAGCUUUGCUUCGAAUUUAUCCCUUUCUUUGCGCUAAAGGUGUCGAUAUGAAAAUACCAAUGCCAGGCCAUCCAGUAAGUAACAAUGAAGAAGAGGCCGUGACAAAAAUUUUAAAGGAGUUGGUUGAUUUGAUUUGUUGUAACGAUGUUAUUUUUUUGGUAAUGGACUCGCGUGAAUCGCGAUGGUUACCAACUCUUCUUGCCUGUGUCCAUGGCAAGCUAGCAAUAAGUGUUGCCAUUGGAUUCGAUUCUUAUCUUGUGAUUCGUCAUGGUGUUUCCCAUGAACCAAAAAUGAAAAUCGAAGGGAUAUAUGGAGAUCUGAGCUUAGGAAAGGGUGAAACAAUUCCUGGAUCACUCCUUGGCUGUUAUUUUUGUACUGAUGUAACAGCUCCUGGCGAUUCAGUUAGUGAUCGCUCACUAGAUCAACAAUGCACAGUGAGUCGUGCAGGUGUAUCGAUGGCAGCAUCGGGUGUAGCAGUUGAACUGCUGGCUGCGUUGUUGCAACACCCAUUGCGUGGUGAAUCUCCUGCCCGAUCGGGUGAACCAGAUGAAUCUGAUACUAUUCUUGGUGCAAUUCCUCAUCAAAUAAGGAUGUUUUUUUCGAGAUUCCAACAAAUGACCCCAACUGUUCAACGUUUCGACCGUUGUAUUGCUUGUGGGCCUUCUGUUAUAUCCAGUUAUCGCACAGAUGGUAUUGCUUUCUUGUUUCGCGUUUUCAAUGAACCACAGUAUCUGGAAAAACUUACAGGGCUCGACGUAUUUCAGUCUACUGAUAUAGCUUUGUCAAAUUUUGAAUAUGAUACCGAUUCUUCCAUAUAA
Dracunculus medinensis (Guinea worm) is the source of this 1677-nucleotide messenger RNA. The record is from the annotation of a GenBank genome assembly. NCBI's taxonomy places the organism in Eukaryota, Metazoa, Nematoda, Chromadorea, Rhabditida, Dracunculidae.